Messenger RNA from Electrophorus electricus (electric eel), 4079 nucleotides. RefSeq names its product NACHT, LRR and PYD domains-containing protein 3-like. Gene Ontology annotation, molecular function: protein binding. Lineage: Eukaryota; Metazoa; Chordata; Actinopteri; Gymnotiformes; Gymnotidae. The record is from RefSeq and is a predicted model, not a curated record.
UAAACAUUACUAAACCAUAGAUCGACGGGGUAUUUUAAAUACACUAUAUGUGAUACAGCAUGGAAAACAUUCCAGAGCAGCUGCUGGAAAAUCUUGAGAAGCUGGGGAGGAAUGACCUGAGGUUUUUCCAGUGGCAUCUGACCAAUGGUGUGGAAGGUUUUAAACAUAUCCCAGAGGAUCAGCUGUCGGAACCUAAUGCAUGUAACACUGUAUAUAAGAUGGUGCAGAGUUACGGCCCAGGUGGAGCUGUGGAGAUCACAGUGGCCAUCCUGAAGAAGUUGAACAAGAAGCAACUGGCUGAGGAACUGAGGAUCAAACACAACCAGGCAGGUCUAGUUCAGACCACCACUGCUCAGAGAUGCCAAGUCCAGACCAUCACAGCUCAGACUGGAGGAAGUAUCAUUGCACCUACUCUACAAGGAAGUGUGUUUUAUGGUGCAGUUAAUAUUACCUGUGGAAAUAGUUCUAAAGCAGAAGGUCAGGUAGCUUCCAGCACAGAACCACUUGGACUUUGCAAUAAGAAUGCUGCUCUCACUGAAGGUGAACAUAAGGAUUCAGAAACUAAGCUGCUCAAAUCCAUUUUGAGAAGCCAAUAUUCCACAAUAUAUGAGGGAACAGCAGCAACAGGAAGUCACGUGAACUUUAAUGAGAUUUACACAGAGCUCUAUGUACUGAAGGACUGGAGAGGAGGAAUCAGUACAGACCAUGAAGUCAUACAGAUAGAGUCUGGAGUCUUGAGACGGGAUACAGCAGACAUUCCACUCAGUUUCAAUGAUGUUUUCAGUGAUGAGAAUGGGAAAAAAGUUCUCACACUAGGAAUAGCUGGGAUUGGGAAAACAGUGUGUGCUCAGAGGUUUGUAUUAGAUUGGGCUGAAGGAAAAUCCAAUCCAGAUAUAGAUUUUGUCUUUCUUAUUCCUUUCCGAGAGCUGAAUCUUCUGAAAGAUGAACAAUAUAACCUGCAUGAUCUUCUUCUGUACUCCUACCCAAAACUCAGAAAUUUAAAAGAAACUGGGCUUUUUGACGAUAAUUGCACAUGUGUGUUCAUCUUCGAUGGAUUGGAUGAAAUGAGAAAACAACUGAAUUUCAAACAGAAGAAAAUUACAGAUAUAACUAAGAAGGCAUAUGUUGAUGUCCUGGUAACAAACCUCAUCACAGGAGCUCUACUUCCAACUGCUUCUGUCUGGAUCACCUCCAGACCUGCAGCAGGAGAUCAAAUCCACAGGAAAUACAUCCACCUGAUGACAGAAGUACGAGGAUUCAUCACUGACCAACAGAAGGAACAGUACUUCAGGAAUCAAAUCAGUGAACAGGAUCAGGCCAGCAGAAUCAUCUCACACAUUAAACAGUCAAAGACCCUCAAUAUCAUGUGCCACAUACCCAUUUUCUGUUGGAUCACAGCCAUAGUGCUUCAGCAAAUCAUGAAUCAAUGUAAUAAGGCCCCCAGGAGCCUAACAGAAAUGUUUGUGCACUUUCUUAUUAUUCAGAUGAGCACAAAGAGUGAGAAAUAUAAUGAAACUCCUCAGAAAGACACAAAAAAACUUCUGGAAUCCAACAGGGCCAUGAUUCUGAAACUGGCUGAACUGGCAUACAGACAGCUAAUAAAAGGAAAUGUCAUGUUUUAUGAAGAGGACCUGAGAGAGUGUGGCAUUGAUGUCACCGAGGCCUCAGUUUAUUCUGGGGUUUGUACAGCGAUCUUUAAGGAGGAAUCUGUGCUUUACCAGAGGAAGAUCUACUGCUUUGUUCAUCUGAGCUUUCAGGAGUUCAUGGCUGCUUUCUAUGUGUUUCACUGUUAUGUGAACAACAACAUGGAGGUACUGCAGAAUUUUAAACAGCAGUACAUGUACACGCCCAUGUAUGCUGAUGUGGACAAUUACAACUACAGGUUUGGGGAAGAUUCACUGCAUGAUCUGCUGAAGGCAGCAGUGAAUAAAGCCUUAAAGAGUAAGAAAGGACAGCUGGACCUUUUCCUCCGUUUCUUGCUGGGCAUCUCGCUGGAGUCCAAUCAGAGUCUCCUACAAGGCCUACUGACACACACACAGGGCAGCUCAGAAAGCAUCAACAAGACAGUGAAGUACAUUGGAUACCUAAUAAGAACAGAGGACCAUUGUACCGAGAGAUCCAUCAAUCUCUUCCUCUGUCUGACUGAAAUGAAGGACCAAUCUCUCUCGAGAGAGAUUCAGGAGUAUCUAAAAUCAAAGAAACAGUCAGAAAAUAAGCUCUCUACUGCACACUGCUCAGCAAUAGCCUACAUGCUGCAGAUGUCAGAGGAGGUGCUGGAUGCACUGGACCUAAAGAAAUACAACACAUCACAGGAUGGUUACAGGAGACUGAUACCAGCUCUCAGCAACUGUAGAAGGGCUCUACUAGUUGGCUGUAAUUUCACCACAGACUGCAGUGAAAAACUCUGCUCUGCCUUGACAUCAGCAAACUCCCACUUGAGGGAAUUGGAUCUAUGUUACAAUUAUCUUCAGGAUUCAGGGGUAAUCAUACUCUCUGUGGGACUAAAGAGCUCAAACUGCCAACUGGUGAUUCUCAGAUUAUCUGGCUGUGGUCUCACUGGAGAAUCCUGCAAAUCUCUCACAUCAGUUCUACAAACAGAAAACUCCUUAAAGGAGCUGGAGCUCAAUAACAAUGAUCUACAGGAUUCAGGAGUGGAGGAGCUCUGUGCUGGACUUACGAGUUUACGCUGUAUACUGGAGAUACUUGGAUUGUCUGGUUGUUUGGUCACAGAAAAAGGCUGUUCUUCUCUGGCUUCAGCUUUGAGUUCAAACCCCUCACAUCUGAAACAACUGGAUCUGACCUACAACCACCCAGGAGACUCAGGAGUGAAAUUGCUCUCUGGUAGAUUGGAUACACUCAGGGUGGAGAAGGCAGGGGAGAUGAGAAUCAAAUCUGGCCUAAGGAAAUACGUGUGUGAGCUCACACUGGACCCAAACACAGUGCACACGCGUCUCUCUGUGUCUGACGGGAACAGAAAGGUGACACAUGGAAAUGGAAAGCAGUCGUAUCCUGAUCAUCCAGAGAGAUUUGAUGGCUGGUAUCAGGUGCUGUGUAAAGAGGGACUGUCUGAACGCUGUUACUGGGAGGCUGAGUGGAGUGGAGAAGAGGCUGUUAUAGCAGUGUCAUAUAAAGGAAUCAGCAGGAAAGGACACACUGGAGACUCUCAAUUUGGAUACAAUGAAAAGUCCUGGAGUCUGAACUGCUAUAAUAACAGAUACUGUGUUAUGCACAAUAAUCAGACGACUGUCAAAACUGACUUUAAAGUUCCCUUCCAAAGGAGAGUAGGGGUGUAUCUGGACUGGCCGGCCGGCAUUCUGUCCUUCUACUGUAUCUCUGCUCUAACAGACACACUCAUCCACUUAUAUUCAUUCCAGUCCACAUUUUCUGAGCCUCUCUAUGCAGGCUUUGGGGUUGACACUGAGGAUUCUGACUCGUCAGUGUGUGUGUGUGACAUGGUAUAGCAUAUAUGUGUCCUGGAGGAACACCUACAGAGAAAUACACAAAACUCUAAAUAUACAACUGGUAGAAUGAUGACAGAACUGAUGAACAUCAUAAUAUGCCCCUGCUUACACAAAACGCACAAUAGAAUUUAUUUUCCUUAAAAAAAGAAAAAAAAAUUGCUGGAAAAAAAAAAGUUUUAUUUUAGUAAUUGGAGAUAUAUUUUUGUCGUGGUCAAAAUCUUGUAAGAAAUUUGACACUUUUUUUCCCCAAUAUGUAAUGCUCAAGGCCAGAGCAAAUUCAGAAGGGUUUGUUGGUGGGGUACCUGUCAAUCAUUUUCGACUGCAGCCAAAUAGAUUGAAAAUACAAAAAUUAAAUAUCAGGAGCCCUACAGUGAUGAAGUAGAAUCUGUCCAAGUAUGUGGCAAAAGACUAUAAUAGCAGUUUAAGUGAGCGUGUGCUGUGUUCAAGCAUGAGGAACUGCUGCUUAUAAUGCAAAUGAAGUUGAUUUUAACACGACAGCCACUAGGUGGUGCCCUUGUUCCUGCCUAUGUUUUGUCUACAUGAAGAUCUUGCUGACUGUGAUUCGCUGUACUGUAUAUGACUAGGCUGAAUAGUGUGUAGUCUCAGUGUAUUAGUGAA